AUGCACACCCAUGAUUCAGUGCAGCGCUGCGUUUACAAAGACCUGAUUGCGCUGUUGGAGGACGGUUGCAUGAUGACUGAGAAGGAAAAGCGAGCGAAGUUGGAGCCCUGUUAUAGAGGCGAUCGACUGGUUGCGGAGACAGAAGCUUGCAACGGAACGCACUUUUGCGAGGUUCGCGAGUGGCGAGAUCGGCCGUUGAAGAUUUGGCGCAGCGCUCUUCCGAUCGGCAGACACGCACGGGGAGGAUUGUUGGUCAAAGAAGUGCGUUUCGGCGAAAACUCCGAGGCCUUCCGCGUAGACAUGGGCUUCGCGAACAUCGCCGCGCAAAAAGUGAUAGCCACCACUGACUGGGAUUACUUGGACGCGCACUACAUUUACCGAAAGAUCCAAAACACGGACAACUUUCGGGAAGCAGAUGGCGUCCACUGGAAUCAACUUGCUCAUCGCUGGCUCACGUUUAUCUUUCUACAGCGAGUGUGCAAGCUAUGGCGUUACAAAAUCGAGUCAUCGCCUGAGGAACUGGCAAAAAUGUUCCAAGACGUGGCGAACAGAGCCUGCACCGAGAGACCAAAACAUAGAGGUGAAAAAAGAAAAGACAGAUCUCCUAGUGUUGAUCGAAAAAAGCGUCGAUCAGAGAGCAACAGCCGAGGAAACCAUCAUGACGGCCGUGGUGGAAAUCAUCACAAUCGACCAGUGCAUCACCAUCGUGACUCGACCCCGAAUCACGGAGACUGGAAGCAGACCUAUCAGCCUCCUUCCAGCGGAUGGGUACCUACGCCUGUCCAAACCAAUCGUCACAACCCGUUCCAACAAUUGCCUCAAUCAAACCCCUUCCAACAACGGCCACAGAGUCAUGGCUGGGGCCCCGUCCAUCCUCCAAGACCUCACUUACCGCCCCCGGGACCUCCUCCUCGAUAUGAGCCUCCUCCAAGGCAGCAUGUGCCUCCUCCAAGGCUCCAGUACCAUCCUCCAGGUCCUUUCAGACCCAUUUUAACCCCACCUCCACCGCCAAAUUCCCAGUCUUACAACAGAUACGGAGAAUUUUGA
This is a messenger RNA of Oikopleura dioica, 1047 nucleotides long. NCBI's taxonomy places the organism in Eukaryota, Metazoa, Chordata, Appendicularia, Copelata, Oikopleuridae. The record is from the annotation of a GenBank genome assembly.